Diaporthe batatas is the source of this 2006-nucleotide messenger RNA. RefSeq lists its product as uncharacterized. Lineage: Eukaryota; Fungi; Ascomycota; Sordariomycetes; Diaporthales; Diaporthaceae. The record is from RefSeq and is a predicted model, not a curated record. Gene Ontology annotation, molecular function: N,N-dimethylaniline monooxygenase activity; NADP binding; flavin adenine dinucleotide binding. The transcript is spliced from 3 exons. The coding region runs from base 277 to 1752 and encodes 491 amino acids.
CGAAGGAUGAAGGUUUACAUGGCCUACCUCACCUUGUCCUGACACAUAUCCAGUGGGAACCACUUUGCGUAUUUCAUAUUUCCGGACUGCUGGGUGGGAGAUACAUAGUACAACCGUCUGACAAAGUCGUACUAUAUAGUGGAUGAUGCUCACAGCAGGCCGAGAUGAUAUGACAGCAGCCAUUGGCAUCCCUCACCUGUAGCCCACCUCAGCUCGACACACAAUAUAUAGUUCUAGUCUUGGAGAUCAUAGACACACCGGCAGUCUGUGGCCGAGAUGCCCGUCAAGCGAGUGGCAGUAAUCGGCGCCGGCCCGGCUGGCGCCAUCGCCGUCGACGCCUUGGCACAGGAGAAGGCAUUCGACGUGAUAAAGGUGUUUGAGCGCCGUGAAGGCCCCGGCGGCUGCUGGAUAGGGGACACAAGACCCCCGCCGCCCCUGACAAACCUCACGGAGCUGGCCCGCCGCGAGGGUGAUCCGCCCGUGCCCAUCCCGGAGGCCCUCCCGGCUCGGGCUCCCCGGCCGGCCCAGCCCCGCUUCGCCGAGUCCUCCAUCUACCCGUACCUCGAGACCAACGUCGACGACGUGGCCAUGAGCUACACGGGUGGCGGCGCCGAGGACAUCCCCGCCGAGCGGAGCGAGUGGUCCGUUGCCAGGCACGGCCCCGACACGCCGUUCCGCCACUGGACGGUCCUGCGGCGCUAUGUCGAGGGCCUGUGGGGCCGCAACGGCUACGCGGACCUCGUGUCGUACAACACUGCCGUCGAGAGGGCGGUCAAGGUCGGCGGGGAGUGGGAGGUCACGCUGCGGCGGGAGGGCGAGGGCGACGGCGACGGCGCGGAUGAGUGGUGGGCCGAGAGAUUCGAUGCUGUUGUCGUGGCGUCGGGGCACUUUAAUGUCCCGUGGAUACCUCCCAUCGAAGGGCUGGCCGAGUUUGAGUCGUCGCGGCCGGGCAGCGUGCUGCACAGCAAGAUGUACAGGGGCCGCGACGGCUUCAGAGGGAAGCGUGUGAUGACAGUGGGCGCCUCCGUGUCAGCCGCCGACAUCGCAUACGACCUGGCCUCGAGCAAAGCCACAGACGGCCCCGUCCACGCCGUCGUGAUAGGCCACAACUUCAACCCUUACUUUGGCGACGAGGCCUUCAACCACCCGCGCAUACAGAGGCAGCCCUCGAUAGCACGCGUCGACGCCGAGACCCGCACCGUCUUCCUCGCCGACGGCUCCGCGGUCCGCGGCGUCGACCACCUCAUCUUCGGCACGGGGUACAGCUGGACCCUGCCCUUCCUCCCGCAGGUCCCCGUCCGCAACAACCGGGUCCCGGGCCUGUACCAGCACGUCGUGUGGCAGGAGGACCCCACGCUGCUGUUUGUCGGGGGCGUCGGCGCCGGCCUGACGUUCAAGAUCUUCGAGUGGCAGGCCGUCUACGCCGCGCGCCUGCUGGCCGGGAGGGGCACGCUGCCCAGCCUGGCCGAGAUGCGCGCCUGGGAGGCCGGGAGGGUGGCGGAGAAGGGGGAAGGGCCCAGGUUCCUCACCAUCCACCCGGACUUUGAAGAGUAUUUUGAGACGGUGAGGGAGCUUGCCGGGGAGCCCGCCGGUGGGGUGGGGAGGAGGCUGCCCAGGUAUGAUAGGAGGUGGUUCCGGCUGUUCAUGGACGGGCAUGAGCUCAGGAAGGCCAUGUGGAAGAGGCUUAACGAGCAGGCAAGAGCUGAGCUUGAGGCAGGGGGCGAGGCCGUCGCGGUGGAGAGUCGUCUGUGAGCCGGGCUGGCCCUGUAGUCAGUCGUUCCCGAGGUCAUGCCCUCUGCCAACUGUGUUCGCUGCGCUUAGACAAGACUCGCCGAAAUUUAGACACGGAUAGACGCCUGUGAAGUAGAGGAAAUAGACGUGUAAAUGAUAGCCGGCAAGCCAUGUGGAUCAGCCCGAGUGCGGAAUGGUGCAGUGGCACGUUGACCCAGGUCAUAUUUUAGUUACUCAUAUGCAGGUAGCGAAUGUGAAUAAUUUGCGAGGUUACA